Messenger RNA from Apodemus sylvaticus (European woodmouse), 936 nucleotides. RefSeq names its product small nuclear ribonucleoprotein polypeptide N (gene Snrpn). Lineage: Eukaryota; Metazoa; Chordata; Mammalia; Rodentia; Muridae. Gene Ontology annotation, biological process: mRNA splicing, via spliceosome. The transcript is spliced from 7 exons. Bases 87 to 809 code for a protein of 240 amino acids. The record is from RefSeq and is a predicted model, not a curated record. Gene Ontology annotation, molecular function: RNA binding. Gene Ontology annotation, cellular component: U4/U6 x U5 tri-snRNP complex; U1 snRNP; U2-type prespliceosome.
AAUCAAACCUUUAUUUAUAGCCCUCCUCCAAGUAUUAAGGAUCUUGAAAUUUUAGUGUUGACAACGGCUAUUGUGGAACAGCAAUCAUGACUGUGGGUAAGAGUAGCAAGAUGCUGCAGCACAUUGACUAUAGAAUGAGAUGUAUCCUGCAAGAUGGAAGAAUCUUCAUUGGCACCUUUAAGGCUUUUGACAAGCAUAUGAAUUUGAUCCUCUGUGAUUGUGAUGAGUUCAGGAAGAUCAAGCCAAAGAAUGCAAAACAACCAGAACGUGAAGAAAAACGGGUUUUGGGCCUGGUCUUGCUACGUGGGGAGAAUUUAGUUUCCAUGACUGUGGAAGGUCCACCUCCUAAAGAUACUGGCAUUGCUCGUGUGCCUCUUGCUGGUGCGGCAGGUGGCCCUGGGGUUGGAAGAGCAGCUGGCAGAGGAGUACCAGCAGGUGUACCUAUUCCCCAAGCUCCUGCUGGAUUAGCAGGCCCUGUCCGAGGAGUUGGAGGCCCAUCCCAGCAGGUCAUGACACCACAGGGAAGAGGCACUGUUGCAGCUGCUGCUGUUGCUGCUACUGCCAGUAUUGCAGGAGCCCCAACCCAGUACCCACCAGGACGGGGAACUCCACCUCCACCUGUAGGCAGAGCAACCCCACCUCCAGGCAUUAUGGCUCCUCCACCUGGUAUGAGACCACCCAUGGGCCCACCCAUUGGCCUUCCCCCUGCUCGAGGGACACCGAUAGGCAUGCCCCCUCCUGGAAUGAGACCCCCUCCACCAGGAAUUAGAGGCCCACCUCCCCCAGGAAUGCGUCCACCAAGACCCUAAGACACAGUUGAUAAAUUUCAGCCCUUCUCUUUCCCUAUAAUGCUUCUUGUGAAAUUGUGUCGCCUGCAAGCUUUUUGACCCCUCUUACUGCAUUAACUAUAGAUAAUAAAUACAUAGAGCAAUUCAA